AUGGACGAAGUUGACGACAAACGUCUGGCGAUUCGCCAUGGACGAACCGCAGACCAAGACGAGAUCAUCAAGCUAUCGAGACGAGUCCAAGAUAAGUUGACGGCGAGUGGGAGUCUGCAGCAAAUAGGUCCGCUGCAACAAGAUGCUGUGGCCCAGGCAAUCGCCAAUCAGCAAUGCUAUGUUCUCGAACGGUAUCAGUCAAGUUCCCUUGAGUCGAAGACCAUCGGAUGUGCGCUCUCAAGAUCUCUCCAGGCAGGAUACUUCCUCUCUACGUCUGACUUCGACAUGAAAAGUUUUCCGUCUCCCUGGCUUUAUCUGCACUCGAUCAUGCUGGAACCGGAGGCUCAAGGCCGUGGCAUCGGCAAGUCCUUUGUUGCAGAAGUCGUCAACAAGAUCGCAUCUCUGCAUCAUGAUUGUGGGAUCCUCUUCCUCGAUUGCUGGGCCGGCAAUCAGACGCUUAGGAGAUUUUACGCUGAAGUUGGCUUCACCUUCACGGCUGUCAUCCCCGAAGAGGACUAUGAGAUUGCAGUGUUCUACCGGCCGCUGCAUGCUAUGAAUGUGCCAAGUGCGGUUGGUUGA
Messenger RNA from Zasmidium cellare ATCC 36951, 579 nucleotides. RefSeq lists its product as uncharacterized. NCBI's taxonomy places the organism in Eukaryota, Fungi, Ascomycota, Dothideomycetes, Mycosphaerellales, Mycosphaerellaceae. The transcript has a single exon. Gene Ontology annotation, molecular function: acyltransferase activity, transferring groups other than amino-acyl groups. The coding region runs from base 1 to 579 and encodes 192 amino acids. The record is from RefSeq and is a predicted model, not a curated record.